UUCCGAUCUACUCACUGCAGCGAUCGGUUGUCUCUAGUCGCAUUCAAAAUGUGGAUCGUACUGUGCGCUUUUCUGGCCCUUCCACUGUUCUUGGUGACCUAUUUCGAACUUGGAAUACUGCGGCGAAAGCGAAUGCUGGAUAAGUUCCAGGGCCCAAGAAUGCUGCCUGUGGUGGGCAAUGCUCAUCAGAUGGGAAAGACUCCCACAGAGAUCUUAAACCGAUUUUUUGGCUGGUGGCAUGAGUACAACAAGGAUAACUUUCGUUAUUGGAUAGGCCACUACUCGAAUAUUAUGGUCUCUAGUCCCAAAUACAUGGAGUUUAUACUUAGCAGUCAUACCCUGAUAUCCAAGUCGGAUGUAUAUGAUCUCACUCAUCCCUGGUUGGGAUUGGGUCUGCUCACCAGUACUGGCAGCAAAUGGCACAAACACCGCAAGAUGAUAACCCCAGCAUUCCACUUCAACAUCCUGCAGGACUUCCACGAGGUCAUGAACGAGAAUUCCACCAAGUUCAUAGAUCAGCUAAGGAAAGUGGCAGACGGAGGCAACAUCUUCGACUUCCAGGAAGAGGCACAUUACUUGACUCUGGACGUUAUUUGCGAUACAGCCAUGGGUGUGUCCAUCAAUGCCAUGGAGAACCGAAGCUCAUCCGUUGUGCAGGCCUUUAAAGAUAUUACCUACACCAUCAAGAUGAGAGCCUUUAGUCCGUGGAAGCGCAAGGAAUACCUCUUUCGGUUUGCUCCUGAAUAUUCAGAAUAUUGUAGAACUCUGAAAACCCUCCAGGACUUUACCAAUGAGAUAAUAGCAAGGAGAAUCGAAGUCCGAAAAUCAGGGAUUGAUGUAGGCAUCAAGGCUGAUGAGUUCUCCCGCAAGAAAAUGGCCUUUUUGGACACUCUACUCUCAUCCACAGUGGAUGGCCGUCCUCUGAACUCCCAAGAGCUUUACGAAGAAGUUUCCACCUUUAUGUUUGAAGGACAUGACACAACUACCUCUGGCAUUGGCUUUGCAGUCUACUUACUUUCCCGUCAUCAAGAUGAACAGAAAAAAUUAUUUGACGAGCAGUGCGAAGUAAUGGGCGCUUCUGGACUUGGUCGGGAUGCCACAUUUCAGGAGAUAUCCACAAUGAAACAUUUGGAUUUGUUUAUAAAGGAGGCGCAACGGGUUUAUCCGAGUGUUCCUUUCAUUGGUCGCUUUACAGAGAAGGACUACGUGAUUGAUGGCGACAUUGUGCCGAAGGGCACUACCUUGAACCUGGGGCUUCUUAUGUUGGGAUACAAUGACCGUGUUUUCAAGGAUCCCCACAAAUUCCAACCUGACCGCUUCGACCGGGAGAAGCCCGGGCCCUUUGACUACGUGCCCUUCAGUGCUGGACCCCGAAAUUGUAUUGGACAGAAGUUUGCACUGCUCGAGAUCAAGACUGUGGUGUCCAAAAUCAUUCGAAAUUUCGAGGUGCUGCCAGCUCUGGAUGAACUUGGUUCCAAGGAUGGCUAUAUAAGUACCACAGUAGGUCUGCCGCCGCCGGAGAAGAAGAGGCGAGAUGCUCACAUCCAUAAGUAUGAUCCAAUUUUGUCGGCUUCCAUGACUCUGAAGUCCGAAAAUGGUCUGCACCUGCGCAUGAAGCAGAGGCUCGUAUGCGAUAGUACGUGAUUAAACUCUUGUAUACACAUAGGCUACACUUUGUCAACUUUGCCAACUUUGCCAACUUUUCCAACCUUGUUAAGUACAUGUAUAAUACACACUUUAUUUAA
Molecule: messenger RNA, 1745 nt
Organism: Drosophila erecta
Lineage: Eukaryota; Metazoa; Arthropoda; Insecta; Diptera; Drosophilidae
Gene: Cyp4e1
Product: probable cytochrome P450 4e1
Exons: 6
Coding region: 49-1644 (531 amino acids)
Molecular function (GO): monooxygenase activity; heme binding; iron ion binding
Source: RefSeq, a predicted model, not a curated record